GGCGACGACUUCCGGUGUUGUGAGGGCUCCGGGCUGACGCGGGGUAAUUCCUCCUGCAGUUACUUUUGGAUGGAAGUAUGCUCUUUUCCCAAUAGAAGAUGGUAAUCUUGGAGAAUGACCAUGGAGAAGGGGAUGAGUUCUGGAGAAGGGCUGCCAUCCAGAUCAUCUCAGAUUUCGGCUGUUAAAAUAACAGCCAAGGACUUGGAAGCAAACCAGUCACAUAAAGAGAAGCGAGGGGGCUUUGUGUUGGUGCAUGCAGGUGCAGGUUAUCAUUCUGAAUCCAAAGCCAAGGAGUAUAAACAUGUGUGCAAACGAGCUUGUCAGAAGGCAAUUGAAAAGCUACAGGCUGGUGCUCUUGCGACAGAUGCUGUGACUGCAGCUUUGGUGGAGCUUGAGGAUUCUCCUUUUACAAAUGCAGGAAUGGGAUCUAAUCUAAAUCUCUUGGGUGAAAUUGAAUGUGAUGCCAGCAUAAUGGAUGGAAAAUCUUUAAAUUUUGGAGCUGUUGGAGCACUGAGUGGAAUCAAGAAUCCUGUCUCAGUUGCAAACAGACUCUUGUGUGAAGGACAGAAAGGAAAGCUUUCGGCUGGCAGAAUUCCUCCCUGCUUUUUAGUUGGAGAAGGAGCCUACAGAUGGGCAGUAGAUCAUGGAAUACCCUCUUGCCCUCCUAACAUCAUGACCACGAGAUUCAGUUUAGCUGCGUUUAAAAGGAACAAGAGGAAACUAGAGCUGGCAGAAAGGGUGGAAACAGAUUUCAUUCAACUAAAGAAAAGAAGACAAUCAAGUGAAAAGGAGAAUGACUCAGGCACUUUGGACACAGUCGGCGCUGUGGUUGUGGACCAGGAGGGGAAUGUCGCUGCUGCUGUCUCCAGUGGAGGUUUGGCUUUGAAACAUCCAGGGAGAGUUGGGCAAGCUGCUCUUUAUGGAUGUGGCUGCUGGGCGGAAAACACUGGAGCUCAUAACCCCUACUCCACAGCUGUGAGUACCUCAGGAUGUGGGGAGCAUCUUGUGCGCACUAUAUUGGCAAGAGAAUGUUCACAUGCUUUACAAGCUGAAGAUGCUCACCAAGCUCUGUUGGAGACUAUGCAAAACAAGUUUAUCAUUCAUUUCUGUCUAGGCUCCCCUUUCUUGGCCAGCGAAGAUGGUGUGCUUGGAGGAGUGAUUGUUCUCCGGUCUUGCAGAUGUUCUGAGGAGCCUGACUCCACCCAGAAUAAGCAUACCCUUUUAGUGGAAUUUCUCUGGAGCCAUACAACAGAGAGCAUGUGUGUUGGAUAUAUGUCAGCCCAGGACGGGAAGGCCAAGACUCACAUUUCAAGACUCCCUCCUGGUGCAGUGGCUGGACAGUCCGUGGCAAUUGAAGGUGGGGUUUGCCGCCUGGAGAGCCCGGGGAAUUGACCCUCCAGGCUCAGCCCGAAGCAUCUGAGAGGCGUUUCAGAAGCAGUCUUUCAGGGUUUUAACCGAAGUUGGGUAUUUUAUCUUCCUCAUUUUAUAAAUACAAUUGUAGCCUCGCUCACUACUUGCAACACUGGUGCUGCUGUAGCUGGUGCUUGGUGGCACACGGGCCUUUCUGUGACUGAGCGGGAUGGAGUAUGUGUGGGUGUGUGUGGUUUCAGAGUCAGAGUGUGUGCUUGCUUCUCCCUUGAUGAAAUAGAAACCCUCCUUAUUAUAUAACCCGAGAUCUAGAAUGAUUAAAUCAUCUUUACAAAAUGUGUGCUUUAACUGUUUACAAGGAAAACCUGAAAAGUUGCCGGAAACAUUUAUUUUAAUUUCUUUAAGAGUUACCAACUGUCGUUGAUGUAAUGUGUUUGAACUGAAGGCUUGUUUCAUGAUUGACAGUGGUAGUGCUCUGUUUAAUAACAAUAAUAAGUAAUAAGAAUUGUUUUUAUUUGUUAACCAGUUUAAGUGGAUCCUGUGGCAACUUAAACUGUAGUUCUCAACCCUCAUAUGGGGCAUUUUUUCUUUAACAAAGAAUGGUUUCAGUGAAACAAUCUAGCAGAGAAUUAAGGUCAGAACCUUUUUAAAAAUAGUCUUAUUGAUAAAGUUUGUACUUUCUUCAAGCUUUUCAAAGCUUAAAUACUGCAUAGCUUCGAGCUGUAUGUAACUAUAUUAUGAAAGAAUAUGUAAAGAAAACAUACAGUGGUGCAAACUUCUUAAUUUGUGUAUAAUGGAAUGUUAUUUACAAUGUAACACUGUACAUAAGAAAGCAAAAUUUAUGGGAAAAUUCAAUAUUAUCUUUGUUUCUUGUUUAAAUAUAUUUUUAAGAUAAAGGCACAAAAAUAAAAGAAACAUAUU
Molecule: messenger RNA, 2289 nt
Organism: Sorex fumeus (smoky shrew)
Lineage: Eukaryota; Metazoa; Chordata; Mammalia; Eulipotyphla; Soricidae
Gene: TASP1
Product: taspase 1
Exons: 14
Coding region: 115-1392 (425 amino acids)
Biological process (GO): protein maturation
Molecular function (GO): threonine-type endopeptidase activity
Source: RefSeq, a predicted model, not a curated record